AUGGAUCUGGUGCUGUGAAAAUGCCUUCUCCUUGAGGCUGUGAUGGGUAUUCUUCGGUCUGUGAGGGCCACAGAAGGACCCAGAGACCCAUACUGGCUUGGUGUCUCAAGGCAGCUCAGAACAAAAGCCUGGAACAGGCAGCUGUAUCCAGAGUGGAAAAAAAUCCAAGGGUCUGAUUGCUGGAGAGGUGGCCAGGUGGCCCUAAAGGUCAGUAAUGAUGGGCCUACAUUAGUUGGGGCAAAUGCCUCCUUCUCCAUUGCUCUGCACUUCUCUAAAAGCCAAAAGAUGCUGCCAGAUGGGCAGGUCAUCUGGGCCAACACCACCAUCAUCAAUGGUGACCAGGUGUGGGGAGGACAGCCAGUGUACCCCUAGGACCCUGAUGAUGCCUGCAUCUUCCCUGAUGGUGGGGCUUGCCCAUCUGGCCCCUGAUCUCAGAGGAGAAACUUUGUUUAUGUCUGGAAGACAUGGGGCCAAUACUGGCAAGUGCUCGGGGGCCCAGUGUUGGGGCUGAGCAUUGGGACUAGCACAGCAGUGCUGGGCACACACACCAUGAAAGUGACUGUCUAUCACCACAGGGGGGCUCAGAGCUACAUGCCCCUUGCUCACUCCCACUCAGCAUUUACCAUUACUGACCAGGUACCUUUCUCUGUGAGCAUGUCCCAGGUGCAGGCUGUGGAUGGUGAGAACUUCCUGAGAAAUCAACCUUUAACCUUUGCCCUCCAGCUCCAUGAUCCCAGUGACUAUUUGACUGGGGCUGACCUCUCCUACACCUGGGACUUUGGAGACAGUACUGCCCUGAUCUUUCAAGCACUUUUGGUCACUCACACUUACCUAGAGUCUGGCCCAGUCACUGCCUGGGUGGUGCUGCAGGCUGCCUUUUCUCUUGCCUCCUGUGGCUCCUCCCCAGGUCCAGGUACCACAGAUUGGCAUGUACCAACUGCAGGGGCCCCUGGCACCACAGCCAGGCAAGUGCCUACUGCAGAAGUCAUAGGUACUAUACCUGUUCAGGUGCCAACUUCAAAGCCCUCUGGAAGCACAACUGAGCAGGUGCCAACCUCAGAGGUCAUAGGCACCACCCUUGCUGAAAUGCCGACUGCAGAGGCCAUAAGUAGGACACAUGAAGUGUCAACUGCAGAGCUCUCUGAAACCACAGUCACACCAGUAAUGACUACAGAAUUGCUGGAGCCCACAGAUGGAGAGGUGCCCACCCUUGAGCUGCAGAGUCCAGUUGCCAGCCCAUUCAUGCCUACAGAAGGUAAAGCUGACUGGGGAAGCAGCCCUAAGGUUUUCCUGUCUUGGACCUUUGGGGAGGCCUGGGAGAGGAGCCCAACCUUAAAAUCUUACAACCUUACAGAGGGCAUUGAGAGCGCUGUGAUUCUGCAGGCUACGCUGUCCAGCAAAGGGGAUGCAUUUGAGCCGACGUCCUGCCAAGGCAGGCUGCCCAAGGAAGCCUAUAUGGACAUCUCAUCAUGGUGCCAGCCCCCUUGCCAGCAUCUGUGUCAGCCUGUGCUACCCAGUCCAGCUUGCCAGCUGGUUCUGUACCAGGUACUGAAGGGUGGCUCAGGAACCUACUGCCUCAAUGUGUCUUUGGCUGAUGCCAACAGUCUGGCAAAGGUCAGUACCCAGCUUGUCAUGCCCAGUCAGGAAGCAGGUCCUUGGCAAGCUCCCGUUGUGGUCAUCUUGCUGAUGUUGAUAGUGAUGGUGCUGGCAUCUCUGGUACACAGGCACAGACUUCUGAAGCAGGGCUCAGCUCUGCCCCCUCCCCAGCUGCCAUGGGGCAGUAUCCACUGGCUGCAUCUGCCCCAGGUCUUCCGCCCCCACCCCACUGGUGAGAGCAGCCCCCUCCUUAGUGGGCAGCAGGUCUGAGUACUUUCACAUAACACCCAGGGCCACAGCAAAUUCUGUCUUUUCUUCAGUGUUCCCUGGGAGAUAACUAUUACCUGAAAUAA
Manis javanica (Malayan pangolin) is the source of this 1949-nucleotide messenger RNA. Lineage: Eukaryota; Metazoa; Chordata; Mammalia; Pholidota; Manidae. The record is from RefSeq and is a predicted model, not a curated record.